AUUUUUUUUUUCUCCAAUAACGUAAGCCUUCCUCUUAAUGCACAUCGCAGUCCGGCAGAUCCCACGCAGUACCUUUUUCAGUACCUUGGUAGGCCAUUAGCUAACUCGGUAAAGCACUUGACUGCUGCAGAGCGGAAGGUCGGGGGUUCGAUUCUUUUGAGGCCGGACUAGUACUCAGGGUCUUAUAUCAGUACUGAAAAAUGAAGUCAAGGUACUUCCUCUGCCCUGCAUGUAAACGGAUAGAUCAGGCUUCGCGUAGCUAGAAUGACCAUGUAAAAUUGCAGUCCCUUCUCCUUUAGGAGACGUAAAAAUAAUGUCCUUAACGAGUACUUAAUUACUAUACUAUUACAGUAAAUACAUUUACACUCAAAUAAAGUGGAUCUUUACAAAGAGGUGACUGGAGGCAGCCAUGAAGUUUAAUAUUAACAUUAUAAUACUUCCGGCUACCCGCUUCGUCCUCUUAAAACUGACUACAGUUACACACUCGUUUUAGUUUAAAUCAUUUUUUGCUUACUUUUUCUGUAGUUUCAGUAUUAUUGGCCUAUAUCCACUUAGCCGUCUCUGCUAGGCCAUCUAUUGUGUUCCAGGGGCUGACACUAUGGUUUCCAACCUGCACUUUUGCGAAAGGCCAGACCUGGUCAUUAAAAUCCGGGGAAUUCUAUCCACGAUAAAAAUUGCUGUUGCAUUUCCAUGGUUUCAUCAGUUACCAGUCCGUUACUAUAGUGGAGCCAAUUAUUCCAAACCAUCCCUUUGUGUCUUCCUCGGCCAUCGACAGAACUCGAGUGUUUCCUCCUGGUACAAGAUAGGUGAUGGGUUUUGUCCAAUCACUAUCCUUUCCGAGGCUUUCAUAGUCAGCAAAAAUUUCCUUCCGGCAUUGUCACAAGUAACUGUUACAGUGAAUUCUUAAGGGAAGGACAAAUCCGCUGAGUGUUUUUCUGAUGCAUUUGUUAACAGGGAGACUUAAAAUUUAUUUUUAAUUCCACAAGGGUCCUAUGAGUGCAAAAGCUCAGUCCAGCAUUUCAAAAUUCGAAAAGUGUUUCAAUUAACUUUUAUUGACAUUGUGAGAAACUAUACUUUAUUACAUAAGUCUUUUUUCUUUCGCUCCUUAACUUAAGCUGAUGAACCGGCAGGCGUAUGUUAUAUUGAGCCUCAUCCUUUCCUGAGGUUAAUCUCUCCUUUUUUCUUUACUUAGGGUUCGUUCCUUUUAUGAUCCAAGAUCACUUGGAUCAUGGUGCAUCUGAGGAACUGAUAAAUCCCAUAUUGACGAAAGGAUUUAUCGCUAAAUUCUAUCCACCAUGA
Porites evermanni is the source of this 1299-nucleotide messenger RNA. Lineage: Eukaryota; Metazoa; Cnidaria; Anthozoa; Scleractinia; Poritidae. The record is from the annotation of a GenBank genome assembly.